UCUUCGACUGUUUUCCACUAGAGGCACACUCAUUUGAAGAGUGGAAUUCUUGAUUCUUCAUGCAGUCAUGGAUUUGGAUAAACCAUCUGUCUGGGGGUCAUUCAAACAGCGGACCAGACCAUUGUUAAUCAACUUGAGCAAGAAGAGAGCUAAAAAGACCCCAAGCAAACCCUUGGAUUUAAGGGUGCAGCAUCACCUGGACCGGCGCCUCAGCCUCUCAGUGCCCGACCUCCUGGAAGCAGAGGCCUUGGCCCCCGAGGGCCGGCCUUACUCAGGGCCCCAGUCAUCCUAUACCUCAGUACCCAACAGCCUGUCCACGGCAGGCAUCGUCCCCAAGAGCAGCAGCAGCUCCCUGAAGCAGUCUGAGGAAGAACUGGACUGGAGCCAGGAGGAAGCAAGCCAUGUCCACGGGGUGGACACCGACUCUGAGGAGAUCUACGCCUCUUCUGCAGAAGAGCGGCGGGCAUCCAGCCAGAGUGGCCUGGAUCUGCACAAACAUCCCCUUGGAGGGGAUGCUCCUGAAGAGCCAGAGAAGGCACGUGGCAGUGAUGAUAUGAAUGCUUCUAUGACAUCUCAGCAUUUUGAAGAAGAAUCUACUCUUGGAGAAGCCGGUGAUUGCCUGAGUCACCUCCCGAGCCCCUUUGCAUACCUCCUUACUAUACAUCUGAAGGAAGGCCGUAAUCUUGUGGUCCGGGAUCGCUGCGGCACAAGUGAUCCGUAUGUGAAAUUUAAGCUGAACGGGAAGACGCUGUACAAAAGUAAAGUCAUAUAUAAGAACUUGAACCCGAUUUGGGACGAGAUAGUUGUGCUGCCGAUACAAAGCCUUGAUCAAAAGCUUCGUGUGAAGGUGUACGAUCGAGACUUAACCACGUCUGACUUCAUGGGGUCCGCCUUUGUCAUUCUCAGGGACCUUGAACUUAACAGGACGACUGAAUAUAUUUUAAAACUGGAAGAUCCAAACAGUUUAGAAGAUGAUAUGGGAGUGAUUGUGUUAAAUUUGAAUCUAGUUGUGAAACAGGGUGACUUCAAGAGGCAUCGUUGGUCAAAUCGGAAGCGGUUAAGUGCCAGCAAGUCCUCUUUGAUCCGCAACCUACGGCUCUCAGAGUCCCUAAGAAAGAAUCAACUCUGGAAUGGGAUUAUAAGUAUAACUCUGUUGGAAGGGAAGAAUGUCUCAGGAGGGAACAUGACAGAGAUGUUUGUCCAGUUGAAACUGGGAGAUCAGAGAUACAAAAGCAAGACACUGUGUAAGAGUGCAAACCCGCAGUGGCAGGAACAGUUUGACUUUCACUACUUCUCUGACAGGAUGGGCAUUUUGGACAUUGAAGUGUGGGGAAAGGACAGCAAAAAGCACGAGGAGCGACUGGGCACGUGUAAAGUGGAUAUCUCAGCACUCCCACUGAAGCAAGACAACUGCUUGGAGCUGCCUCUGGAGAGCUGCCUCGGGGCUCUCCUCAUGUUGAUCACCCUGACUCCCUGUACUGGAGUCUCCAUCUCUGACCUCUGUGUCUGCCCCUUCGAGGAUCCCAGUGAAAGGAAGCAGAUCUCCCAGAGAUAUGCCUUGCAGAACUCACUGAAGGAUGUGAAGGACGUCGGCAUUCUACAGGUGAAGGUUCUGAAGGCGGCAGACCUCAUGGCAGCGGAUUUCUCAGGGAAGAGUGAUCCUUUCUGCCUGCUGGAGUUGGGCAAUGACCGACUUCAGACACACACCAUUUACAAAAACCUCAAUCCUGAGUGGAACAAAGUUUUUACAUUCCCUAUUAAAGAUAUCCAUGACGUUUUGGAAGUGACAGUGUUUGAUGAGGAUGGAGAUAAAGCUCCGGAUUUUCUUGGAAAAGUCGCCAUCCCCUUGCUGUCUAUUAGAGACGGACAACCAAAUUGUUAUGUGUUGAAGAAUAAAGAUUUGGAACAAGCUUUUAAAGGGCUUAUUUACUUAGAGAUGGACCUCAUAUAUAAUCCAGUCAAAGCGAGUAUCAGGACCUUCACUCCAAGAGAAAAGCGCUUCAUGGAAGACAACCGCAAGCUGUCCAAAAAGAUCUUAUCAAGAGAUGCGGACAGGGUGAAGAGACUCACCAUGGCAAUAUGGAACACAAUACAGUUCUUCAAAAGCUGCUUCCAGUGGGAGUCCACACUGAGAAGUACAAUAGCAUUUGUGGUGUUUUUGGUCACUGUCUGGAAUUUUGAACUCUACAUGAUCCCUUUGGCAUUGUUGCUGCUCUUUCUGUACAACUUCCUCAGACCUAUGAAAGGGAAGGCCAGCAGCACCCAGGACAGCCAGGAGAGCACAGACAUAGAGGAGGAAGAGGAAGAGGAGGAAAAGGAAUCCGAGAAAAAGGGACUAAUUGAGAGAAUCUAUAUGGUACAGGAUAUUGUUUCCACUGUCCAGAACAUCUUAGAGGAAGUUGCUUCAUUUGGAGAAAGGAUUAAGAAUGUGUUUAACUGGACGGUCCCCUUCCUUUCUCUGCUGGCCUGUUUGAUUCUGGCCGUAGCCACAGUGGCUUUGUAUUUCAUCCCUCUCCGGUAUAUCGUUCUACUCUGGGGCAUAAAUAAAUUUACUAAGAAGCUUCGAAACCCUUAUUCCAUCGACAAUAACGAGCUCCUUGACUUUCUCUCCAGGGUACCCUCAGACGUUCAGAAGGUGCAGUAUGCGGAGCUAAAGCUCUGUGGCAGCCACAGCCCACUUCGGAAGAAGCGGAGCACUGUCUAGGGCUCGCUCUGGCUGAGGACUCCAGCAUCCCAUGUGUAGCUGAUCAGACCUCUGUCUUGGCUGCUCCAGUGGAACCCAGGUGUCCUGAAAUGGGUGCUCUGUGCAGUCCUCUCAUCAUCCUCUAUUCUCGUCACGUAGUCAGAUGCACACACCUGCACACAUGUCCCCAUGCACGGGUAUCCCAGAUGCCUAGACAGUCAACCCAACCGAAGGUGUCAAGUCUGAAACUGUGAGAGUCUUUCAUUCAUUUGUAGGUAGGACAUAAAACAAGGGGUCCACAUAUCUGAACACUGUCCUUGGUUCCAGAAUGAUGCUCAACUUAUUUCAAUCCCUUCAGCAGAUUUUUACUAAGAUUCAAUAAUUUCCAUCAGGGACUUGUGGCUCGCACUUGUAAUCCCAGCAGUGAAGAAGCUAAGGCAGGGCAGUUACAAGCUACAUGUCAGCCCAGGAGCUGUGCCACACUAGCCUCUGCUCCAUUACAGUCAUAAAAUGCAGUGUCAACAGAGGUGUACUUAUUUCCAGUCUUGAUCUGCCACUUGUUUCAAAUUCUUUCCAUCCAGAUAAUGUACAUUAGAAAAUGAACAUUUUGCAACUUCCAGAAUUAACCCAAAUAGUUGGGAAUCAGCUGUGAUUAUUCAAGACCUCUUUAUGUAUUUGGUGACCCCUUAGUAUUGGAUGCCAGCCUGUAUCACAUCUCAGCUGUUGUAGGCAGGGGGUAUCCUUGAAGGUCCCAAGGAGCCACUCAUUUGAAGAGUAAGGAUUUCAUGAUAGAAUUUUGCUGCUGUAAAAAUGCCAUUUCUUCCAACUUCAGUUUUUGCUUAUUACCAAAAUAAGAUGUUGAUAUGCAUCCUCAGAAAGAUGGUGGGGGUUGGGGGAGACAAAUUAGUAAAUUCAGAAAGUGUCUAGAAAUAUGAAAGUAUGAAGGGGCUUACUUAGAGACUCUUAGUGAAAUAUAAGCAUUUCAGUUACCCAAUGUUUUGAGCAGACAGUUAAAAUGUUUUGGGCUCCCUGAAUUUGUCUUGCUUUUUUCCUGAUGGUCAAAAUGAGAUACAGACAAUAACAGCUUAUUUCAAAACUUUGUUCAUACAAAACAACCACCCAAAAGUCCUCUGUAAAUAGCGUCAGAGUCCCAAGCAACUGGCCCUCCACAGGAUACCCUGCCAAUUUAAAAACAAUUAAUUUUGUGCAUAUAAAAAAUAUGUAGAGAUACCUUUGUGUUAAAAUUGUAUUUAAGCUUCCAAAUCUAUAUUUCAUUGACACAUACUUGCUAUGUGCAGGUUUGUAUAUAUAUAUACUGUAAAGAAACGUUGAGGUAAAAAGACCUAAUUUACUUAUGUUUUCUUCUUUCUUUGUUUCUGCAUUGUAAUUUAAUAAUCUCCAAACAAAAUGUUUUAUGAAAAAUGCCAAAGAUUCUAAACUUUAUCAUCUCAUGUCUGUUUUUCUUCAUAUCCUGCUUCCUGGUUUCUUUGUGGCGGAGCCCGAUCUCUGCAUGAUUUGAUUUACUUCAAGUUAAUGAAGCUGGCUGGAAAAGAGCCUUGAGGAGAUUCUAAAAGCCCCAGGAAAUCUGUUAGUUGUACAUACAAUAGAUACUCGAGAACUUCUUUGUCUAACCAGUUACUCAAUCUUCUGUGUAAACAAUACUGCAUUGUCUCAUCCCUGUCAUCCAGUUUAUCAUAGUCUGUCAUUUAGUAACGACCCAAGGCAGACAUCUUUAAGCCGCCUCGUGUGAGAUCUGAUCAGUCAUUGGAAUGAAAACUUUGGGGAGUGAAAUAACCCCUUAUUUAUUUAAAUGUGGAUCCCAUCCUUCAUGGCUGUUCUUUUGCUUUAGAAUUUCUAAAUGAAAUAAUUUUCCUGACAAAAAGGUAUCAUUAGUGAGACUUCUUUCCUCUGUAGCCCAAAUAGAACUCACAGCAUUAAAUUCAGGACACAAAUGCCAGCUGGUAUUUGAGAGCAGGACAGGGCCAACUUUUCCUAAACUCUCUACUGAAGAUAAUUGCUAGCUGAUUAAAUUGACAUUGCAUGUGAGAAAAUGAGUGUUUGUUGGAAGUGAAAUGUUAAGAUUUAUAUAAUUAUUAUAGUUGUACAGGUCUAAUCCUUACAGACUCUGCCUUAGCCCAGGAUCUCAGAGAAUCACAAUCACUAUAAUUUGAUACUUUAUCCAUCUUGAAGAAGCACCUGUUACACACUGUGGGCAGAACUAUUGUCCUUGUAUGCAUGACACCAUAACUAUCAUGAAUUUCCUUUUCCUUCUUCCACUGUUUGAUAUUCAAAAGGAAAAUUUGUUCUAAGCCAAGAUCUUAGCAACUUCUUCAAGAUUUUUCUUCUUGUUUCUGAGAAUUUUUACAAUUUGCACUUCUAGACAGCAGUCCUUUGACAGGUACAGAUUUGCCAGCAUGACAGUUUGUAUGCUUUGAUACCAGUAUUGAAUAAAAUGUGUGAUACUAGAAUGGAGUCACUGCAGUACCACAGCAGUGAAUCUGAUAGCCAAUGGCCACUCUAAAGACAGAAGAGCCAAAUGAAAGCAAAAUUCCUAUACCUCAACAGUCCAGACAGAAGUCUUUGGAGCCUGGCUCCCUAGUGACCCCAAAUUCCUUACAUAGACAUCUGGAGCCUAACCCCUAAACACUCACAACGAUUUACACAAAAGACCAGUGCUGUGGGAUAUUUGUACACUGUGUGAAAAUGUAUUGCUAUGAUUGGUAUAAUAAAAAGCUAAACGGCCAAUAGCUAGGCAGGAGGUAUAGGUGGACUUCCAGGGACAGGGAGGGCUUUGGGAAGAAAAAGAUGGGUUUGUCAGCCAGACAUGGAAAGGAAAUGGGAGGUGCAAGAUGGAAGAAAGGGAAUGGCAUGUGGCAGAACAUAGAUUUUAAAAAAUGGAUUCAUUUAAGAUACAAGAGA
Peromyscus eremicus (cactus mouse) is the source of this 5602-nucleotide messenger RNA. RefSeq names its product multiple C2 and transmembrane domain containing 2 (gene Mctp2). NCBI's taxonomy places the organism in Eukaryota, Metazoa, Chordata, Mammalia, Rodentia, Cricetidae. Gene Ontology annotation, molecular function: calcium ion binding. The coding region runs from base 68 to 2704 and encodes 878 amino acids. Gene Ontology annotation, biological process: regulation of neurotransmitter secretion. Gene Ontology annotation, cellular component: synaptic vesicle membrane. The transcript has 22 exons. The record is from RefSeq and is a predicted model, not a curated record.